AUGAAUCGACUUAAUCUCAGAAGGAUAAUCUACAAAACAAUAUGUAGCUACAGUACCAAGCCUACAUCACCGCCUGCUGUCCUCAGUAAAAUUAGGCAAGAUUUGGUCAGUGCUAUGAAAAAUAAAGACUCAAAUAGAUCAACAGUCUUAAAAGGCCUUCUCACCCAAGUCUUAAACGCAUCCAAAACAGAAAGGCCCGUUCACACCGAGCUUCAGAUGUUGGGGCUCCUAAAUCGCACGAUAAAGGAGAGCCAAAAAGCCACUCAGGAAUUUAAAGCAGCUGGACGAGACGAACUAGUCGAAAAAGAAGAGGCCCAGAUCAAUGUAUUGGAAGAAUACGCUGGCUUAAUAAAAGUUAAAGAUGAGAAAGAAAUUGAAACCUGGGUUCAAGGAGUAAUAGCCAGAAUGACACAAGAGGGUACCAAAUUAACAGUAGGAGAAGUACUGAAGACAUUAUUUAGUUCUGAGGCUUUGGAAGAGAAACCAGCCGAGAAAGGAAAGGUUGUAAAAAAAGUGAAUCAAAUUCUCAACGCAAGCUCAAAGCAGUAG
Molecule: messenger RNA, 549 nt
Organism: Blumeria graminis f. sp. triticale
Lineage: Eukaryota; Fungi; Ascomycota; Leotiomycetes; Helotiales; Erysiphaceae
Source: the annotation of a GenBank genome assembly